AUGUUAAGCGACGUUGUUUCAUUAAGGACAAGAAGACACGGUGACACGUGUAAGGCUGAGAGUGUUUUGGGAGGAAAAACCUAUGGGUGGAAAAAAAGAUCAGUUUCGUUUCAGCUUUCUCUCCUCGACGACGAAGUGGAGAAAACCAUACAUGGAAGGACUUUAGCCAUUCGUUCUGCAGAAUUUGCUGCUAGAGGAGGCUUACCGGUUUUGAAAAAAGCUUCACUACCAAGUAAAGGAUCUACCUUUCUUCUGGGACAGGGCCUUUUGAUGAUCUCUGCUUAUCCACAGUUGGCAUCAGCAGCGUCAGAAAUGGUGAAGCCUGAACCGGCUUACGAAGUUGGAGAGUUGUUUGACCUAAGCAUUCAGCUUUCUUACUUGCUGUUACUACUGGGUUUGCUCGGAGUUGGUACUUUCUAUGUGAUUUGUCAAGUACUUGUGCGUAGAGAACUUGACCUCUCUGCCAAAGAACUACAGGAACAAGUUAGGAGUGGUGAUGCAAGUGCAACAGAGCUCUUUGAGUUCGGUUCAGUGAUGCUGAGACGCAAGUUUUAUCCUGCAGCCAACAAGUUCUUGCUUCAAGCCAUCCAGAAAUGGGACGGUGACGAUCAGGAUCUUGCUCAGGACAACACAAUGGAAUAUAUGCUCACAAAAGAUACGAAGUUUAUAAAUAAUGAGAUUAUCAUACACAAUGGAAUUGUUGCUGGACGAACACAUCUGCAAGUACCUGUGAAAGAAUCAGACAAGAACGUUUUGUUGUUAAUAGAUAAGAACCCCUAAAGUAUCAAGCGAAGUUUAAACUUUUUUUUUU
This is a messenger RNA of Eruca vesicaria subsp. sativa (arugula), 811 nucleotides long. Lineage: Eukaryota; Viridiplantae; Streptophyta; Magnoliopsida; Brassicales; Brassicaceae. The record is from the annotation of a GenBank genome assembly.